AUGGACUUUCAGCCCCCCAACUCUGCGAACGAUACGCCUAUAGAGGCUAAGAAGCGCUCGAAACUCCGCGCAACGUGCGAUGCUUGCAUUGCUGCCAGAAUUCGAUGCAGCCGUAAUAUUCCUCAAUGUGUUCGUUGCCAAGUAUACAAGAUUGAAUGCGUGUAUGGCGUUUCAAAGCGC
Messenger RNA from Bipolaris zeicola 26-R-13, 180 nucleotides. RefSeq lists its product as uncharacterized. The record is from RefSeq and is a predicted model, not a curated record. The transcript has a single exon. Lineage: Eukaryota; Fungi; Ascomycota; Dothideomycetes; Pleosporales; Pleosporaceae. The annotation marks the transcript as partial. Gene Ontology annotation, molecular function: DNA-binding transcription factor activity, RNA polymerase II-specific; zinc ion binding. Gene Ontology annotation, biological process: regulation of DNA-templated transcription.